GGCGCGUAGGGACUCCGCUGCGCUGCGAGCCACGCGUCGCUUCGGUGCUCGCUCCCCGUCCGUGGCAGGGGCUGUGCUGCCGCCGCCGCCAUGAAGCGGCCGUGCGAGGAAACUACCUCCGACAGCGACAUGGACGAGACCAUAGACGUGGGGAGCGAGAAUAAUUACUCGGGGCAAAGUAGUGGGUCUGUGAUUCGAUCAAAUUCCCCAACAACAACAUCUCAGAUUAUGGCCAGAAAAAAAAGAAGAGGGAUUAUAGAGAAAAGGCGCCGUGAUCGUAUAAAUAACAGUUUAUCUGAGUUGAGGCGGCUUGUGCCAACUGCUUUUGAAAAACAAGGAUCUGCAAAAUUAGAAAAAGCAGAAAUACUGCAAAUGACAGUGGAUCAUUUGAAGAUGCUCCAGGCAACAGGAGGUAAAGGUUAUUUUGAUGCUCAUGCACUGGCCAUGGAUUUCAUGAGCAUUGGAUUCCGAGAAUGUUUAACUGAAGUUGCAAGAUAUCUGAGCUCAGUGGAAGGUCUGGACACAUCUGAUCCGCUAAGAGUUAGACUUGUGUCUCAUCUCAGCUCUUGUGCAUCUCAAAGGGAAGCUGCUGCAAUGACCUCAUCCAUGGCUCAUCACCAUCAUCCCUUGCAUCCUCACCACUGGACAGCAGCAUUUCACCAUCUCCCUGCCGCUUUACUGCAGCAGAAUGGACUUCAUUCCUCUGACACCACUCCUUGUAGACUUUCAACAGCGUCGGAAGUGCCUCCUCAUGGCUCUGCUCUUCUCACGGCCACCUUUGCCCAUGCUGACUCUGCACUCAGAGUGCCCUCUGCUGGCAGUGUUGCUCCCUGUGUUCCACCUCUUUCUACCUCUCUUCUCUCGCUCUCUGCCACUGUACACGCUGCUGCUGCAGCUGCUCAGAGCUUCCCUCUGUCUUUCGCUGGAGCAUUCCCAAUGUUUCCACCUAGUGCAGCGGCAGCAGUGGCAGCUGCAACAGCAAUCAGCCCACCAUUAUGUGUAUCGGCAGCUUCCAGUCCUCAGCAAACUAGCAGUGGUGGAAAUAGUAAACCCUACCGACCUUGGGGGACUGAAGUUGGAGCUUUUUAAGACACACACACACACACACACACACACACCAUCUUUGGACUUCAUGCAGUACUAACUCAGGCUGGGUCUACACUACCUGCCUGAAUCGGCGGGUAGAAAUUGACCUCUCGGGGAUCGAUUUAUCGCGUCCCAUCGGGACGCGACAAUCGAUCCCCGAAUCGACGCUCUUACUCCACCAGCGGACGUGGGAGUAAGCGCCAUUGACGGGAAGCCGCAGAGGUCGAUUUUGCCGCCGUCCCUACAGCGGGGUAAGUUGGCUGCAAUACGUCGAAUUCAGCUACGCUAUUCACGUAGCUGAAUUUGCGUAUCUUAAAUCGACCCCCCCCUGUAGUGUAGAUGUAGCCUCAGUGUUCUUCCUAUUCAGUCAAAUUGAAGGUCUGUAUCCACGCAAAUAGCCUUAUAGAUGCCUGCAAGCCAAUCAAGGAACAGUAAAGCUAUUCUAGGGUCAGACUUAAAAGAGGACAUAUAGCAGUAUUGGGUAUAUUUUUCUUUGUUUGGCUUAAGGCACAUUGGUGAGCAACGGUGGCUUUCAGAAACAUCAUACCCCAGUGACCAUUUAGAAGUUUAUGGGGAAAUAGGUAGACUCUAGACCCAAUAGUCCUCCAGCCAUGCACCGUUAUUUGGCAGACAGAUGGGGGCUAGCACCUCUAAAUUUCUCCUGAGGCUGGACGAAAAGUUUGAGUUUCAUAAGUGCCUGGCAUACAUAGGCGUUCUUCUAAAGCAAAUCACACUGCACAAGUAUGAAAAAAAAGAGAUUGGGGGAGCAAGAAGGGGGAGAAUCCUGCAUUAAGCUACAGACAUUUUGAUACAUUUCCAGGAAGGAGUGAACUCUAAACCAACAGGUUUAUUUAGCCAAAAGGAUUGCUGAGAAAGAAUGUUCAGCUUGAUAGGCCUAAUUUUAUCUUACCUAGUUGACUUUCUUUGUACAGACUUGCCAAAUGAUGACAUCUAGCAUAGCACUGGUAAAAGCAAUUAUCUUAUCAGCGCUUGGAUUGAUGAACAUUUCAGCACUGUCUGUGAGCCUUGAGGCACUUUGGUUUUUUUUUUUUAAAUGGCUUAGACUAUGGUGCUUGCUUGUCUCUGUACAAGCAAUGAAUUUAUAGUGCACACAGAAGUAGCUCCCUACUAAAAGCGUGCACACAUCAAGACAGUUGAUCCAUGCCAAUACAAGAGACUCAAUGUUGUAAAGAGUUCAGAUUAACUUAUUUAGUUGCAUUUGGACAUUUAUUUUUAGCAGCCUCCUGCUUCUGUGCAAGAUCUCUCCUCUUUUCACUAUCAACUUCUGGAGGUAACGAUUUCUCUGGGUCUGAAUGAAGUUACUGUGGGGGUGUUAUUUUAAAUUGGCUUUUUACAUGCCAACAUUGUAAAUGUGGGUUUGAUUCCAAACCAAAAUGAAUGUACUAAAGGGCAUAUCAAUAAAUUAUUUUGUCAGUACCCAGACAACUAGUGCUGCAUUAAGUUUUGCUUUCUUUUUUUAUUACAGUGGCUUAAAAUAACCUAAUAUUUUAGUACAUUGACUCAAGAACUAGAGAUUUUAUGAGAAAAUAAAACACAGCAUGUAUUAUGCACUUGAUUUCUCUGCUGUGUGGAGAAAGCAAUAAACAUGGAGAAUGUUAAACAUUAUGCAAAAUAUACUUUAAAAUAUUUGUUUUAAAAAUACUGUACCUAGUUGCUUUUUUGUGCAUUACUUUGUUAACCUUUUUCUAUGCAAAAGUCUUUACAUAUCACUAAUUAAACGAAGUCCUUUUUGACUGCG
This is a messenger RNA of Malaclemys terrapin pileata, 2845 nucleotides long. It is a transcript of the gene HEY2, whose product is annotated as hes related family bHLH transcription factor with YRPW motif 2. Gene Ontology annotation, molecular function: protein dimerization activity; DNA-binding transcription factor activity, RNA polymerase II-specific; RNA polymerase II cis-regulatory region sequence-specific DNA binding. The transcript is spliced from 5 exons. The record is from RefSeq and is a predicted model, not a curated record. The coding region runs from base 91 to 1089 and encodes 332 amino acids. Lineage: Eukaryota; Metazoa; Chordata; Testudines; Emydidae. Gene Ontology annotation, cellular component: nucleus. Gene Ontology annotation, biological process: circulatory system development; Notch signaling pathway; regulation of neurogenesis.